This is a messenger RNA of Orycteropus afer afer, 1419 nucleotides long. RefSeq names its product zinc finger protein 296 (gene ZNF296). Lineage: Eukaryota; Metazoa; Chordata; Mammalia; Tubulidentata; Orycteropodidae. Gene Ontology annotation, biological process: regulation of transcription by RNA polymerase II; negative regulation of dendrite development. The record is from RefSeq and is a predicted model, not a curated record. Gene Ontology annotation, cellular component: nucleus. Gene Ontology annotation, molecular function: RNA polymerase II cis-regulatory region sequence-specific DNA binding; DNA-binding transcription factor activity. The coding region runs from base 1 to 1419 and encodes 472 amino acids. The transcript has 3 exons.
AUGUCCCGCCGCAAGGCCGGCAGCGCGCCCCGCCGAGUCGACCCCGUGCCCGCCAGCUCAGACGACGAGAUGGAGAUGCCGGACCUUGUCACCGAAGUGAAGCCCGAGCUAGACGCGCGGCUCCUGCAGGCCCGGGGACUGGGGCCCUUCUCCCCGAAGGAGGCGCCCGCGCCUGGGUGCUUCGGUGACGAGCCCCGCCACUCCCCAGGCUCCACGCCCGCCGGGGCCGCUCUCCACGCUCUUGGCGCGUGGAGCCAGUGGGCCCCGUGGACGCCGCUGAUCACCAACUCUCUCGACCGCCAGUCCUGGACCGACAAACACCCAGAUCUGUUGACCUGCGGCCGCUGCCUGCAGACCUUCCCGUUGGAGGCCAUCACUGCCUUCAUGGACCACAAGAAGCUGGGUUGUCAGCUCUUCAGAGGCCCCAGACCCCGCCAUGGCCCAGAACGUGAGGACCUCAAAGCUUUGAGCUGCCUUCGCUGCGGGAGACAGUUCACGCGGGCCUGGAAGCUGCUGCGCCAUGCCCAGUGGGACCACGGCCUGUCCAUCUACCAGACAGAAUCUGAGGCCCCCGAGGCCCCGCUGCUGGGCCUGGCUGAGGUGGCAGCGGCCGUGUCCGCUGUGGUGGGACCGGAGGUUGAGGCCAGCAGUCUCCGGGCGAGCGGCCGGCGGAGCCCCACCUGCUCCGUGUGCAAGAAGACCCUUAGCUCCUUCAGCAACCUCAAGGUGCACAUGCGUUCUCACACAGGUGAGCGGCCCUAUGCCUGCGACCAGUGUCCCUACGCCUGUGCCCAGAGCAGCAAGCUGAACCGCCACAAGAAGACCCAUCGCCAGCUGCAGCCCCAGAGCCCCUGCGCUGCCGACGCCGGGCAGGAGCAGGCUUCCGCGGCGCCCCCCGAGCCGGCUGCCCACGCUGCCGCCCCGGCCAGCACCCUCCAGUGCAGCGAUGGGGAAGGGGCUGGGGCCGCCGCCACAGCUGGAGUCCAAGAGCCCGAGGCCCCUGGCGGUGGGGCUCAGGCCGGCCCUGGGGAGGACGGUUGGGGAACUGCCAGCAAGGAACAAGCUGAUCCUGCCAAGAGCCAGAAGUCUUUGCCCAAGAAGAUGCAGAAGUCAGGGGGCAAGAGCCGCGGGCCCGGGGGCAGCUGCGAGUUCUGCGGGAAGCACUUCACCAACAGCAGCAACCUGACGGUGCACCGGCGCUCGCACACGGGGGAGCGGCCCUACACCUGCGAGCUCUGCCCCUACGCCUGCGCCCAGAGCAGCAAGCUCAACCGCCACCGGCGCAUGCAUGGCCUGGGGCCCAACGGCGCCCACUUCGCGUGUCCCCACUGCCGCGUGCCCUUUGGCCUGCGCGCUACGCUGGACAAGCACCUGCGGCAGAAGCACCCUUUAGCAGCUGCCCCUGGGCCCCACUGUUAA